This is a messenger RNA of Psylliodes chrysocephalus, 3645 nucleotides long. Lineage: Eukaryota; Metazoa; Arthropoda; Insecta; Coleoptera; Chrysomelidae. The record is from the annotation of a GenBank genome assembly.
AACUGCACCAGUCACCCAUAGAGGUAACCACAUGGUGAAGCGAUCGGUGAUUUCAACGACUGUUCGAUUUUGUGUGGAAUUUUUUAAGAAAAGUUAUAAGUAAUGUGUGUGACAGUGCGAUAUUUUCUUGUGCUUUUUAAUACCUAUUUCUAAUAUUUAGUUGUUAUAUUGAAUAAAAUGAUGACGAAAUGGUUGUGGCUAAUAUUAAUAUUAACAGUUGUACAUCACUCCACCUCGUUAGAAUUAAAAAGUUACAUCUCAUCCCAAGGUCUACACGGUACUAUAACAUUUACAAAAGUCAAUGGAGAAAUUCUAAUUAGUACUGAUCUAAAAGCAACUUUAGAAUAUCCCAACCAAAUAUGGUCGUGGUACGUCACGGAAUUUCCGGUGGAUUACUCGAAAAUAGAAAACAGAUGUGAAAAUUUAGGAAAAAAAAUUAUCAGUCUACAAGAUACUUUCGGUUAUUUGUUUAUACCUGACAACCAAACUGCUCAAUAUGUUACAGAAAAUUUAAGUAUAAACGGUAAUUUGGGUCUAUACGGGAAAGGUCUUUUAUUUAAAAAUGAAGAUACUAAUCAAAUCAUUUGUGCCUCGAUUACCAUGGUGGAUAAAACCAAAGAAAAAACUGCUGUUGCUAGAUUUAAUAGUCCCUUCGCUGGUAAUGUAUAUUUCAGAUGGUUUUCUACCAAAGAUAAUCACAGUGACAUGCUGAUAACUACAGAUUUGUACCACAUUCGAAAUAAAGAAAACAUCAGUAGAUCUCUGAAAUCCACCGAACAUUCAUGGAAAAUAUAUGUAACUGAUAUUCUUGAAUCAGAGGAAACCAGACAUGCAGAUAACUGCAAUAUCCUUCAACUGGUCUUCGAUCCAGACGCAAAAGGUGACGGCAAAGCCAUUGGUGAUGUAGAUGCGAGACUGGGCAAAGUUAAAGUUUCUGCUGACUAUAACAGAUACAAAUUUAAAACUUUGUAUCGAGAUGAAGAGUUAAUUUUGCUUCCUAGUGAUUUAACGGGACCACAAAGAAGACUCUAUUUGGUUCUUUUUGAGACUAAACAUGAAGAUGUGUUUUUGGGUUGUGCUAAAAUUCAAUAUGAUAAUCCUAUUAAUACGAGAGUCAUCAUUCAAUCUGGAGGUAUAAAAGGAGAAAUACGAAUGACUCAGCAUACCAAGUUUGAACCAACGUUUCUUUCUGUAAAUCUAACAACGGCAAGGGGUGAUUUGGAAACCAAAAUUGUAUACAGUUCGACGGUGUCUGGUUAUAAAAUUCAUGAAUUGCCUAUUAAACCUUCUAGAGCUGUAGGACAAAAUGAAAAUUCUUGUUUAACAACAAAUUUUGUGUACAAUCCAUUGAAGAUUAAUUUAAAUAAUGUUCCACCAAACGGAUUCGGUACACAAGAUCAGUAUGCCAUUGGAGAUUUAUCUGGUAAACUUUUGGGAAGGAAUAAUGAAACGAUAUUAGUCAAAGGUGGACAAGAACUUACUGGACCUUACUGGGAUACUUACCUACCAUUGCAAGGAAGACAUUCGAUUGUCCAUAGAUCUUUAGUAAUUUACAAAAAUACUCAAUAUUCAUCAUCAGAGCUAGUUGCAGAACCAUGGAUAUGUGGUGGGAUUACUCUCUACGAAUCAAAUUUUAAAUUUCAAAAGCAAAUUUUUACGGCCCAAGUUAUUUUCCGUUAUCCCACAGUGGGAAGGAUGUUGUUGAGACAAGCCAAAGACGAACCGUGGGCAGAUACGACCGUACUUAUAGAAUAUCUAGUGCAUGCUGAUGGUGCAGCAUUAAAUAAUUCUAAAGAUCAUCGAUGGGCUAUUCACGAUCUACCUCCAGGAAAGGACUUUUACAAUUGGACUGCCAGAUGUCUGAGUGCUGGGGAUGUUUUUAAUCCUUAUAAGGUAGAUUUUGAUAAUCGAACUUCACCCGAUAAAUGUAACAUGGAUAGUAUAGGACUAUGUAGAUUGGGAGAUAUGUCAACGCGUCAAGGCACGUUAGAAAUAUCUGGAAAAAUAGUAGACAGUGAUAAAAUUUCAAGAAAAAUUUGGACAGAUCCAUUGUUACCGCUGAGUGGAUUCCAUAAUAUUUUGGGAAAAUCUUUGGUUCUUUAUGAUGAUCAUGGUCCAGAGGCUAGAGGAGAACGUUUAGCAUGCUCAAUUAUUGGAGGUGUUUACAGAAGAAAAGCAGUAGCUAGAGAUUGGUUUCCAAAUGGAUUUGAACUAACGAUCAAAGGCAAAAUAGAAUUUAUUCAACAAACUGAGUACGACAUUACUGACGUUGAAGUUGGUUUUGAAGGCUUGUCUAAUGUAAUAGAUUAUCAUAUUCAUAUGACUCCAGUAGAAGAAAAUCUGGAAUUCCCUUGUGAGGCUACGUCUCUAUACGGAACAUGGAAUCCCUUAAAUGUUGAUCAUACGUCAUCACCUCGAGCAUAUCACGGCACACCUGAUCAAUAUGAAGCUGGCGAUUUAAGCGGAAAGUUUGGAAAUUUACAAAACCAAACUUUGCAUAAAACCUAUUAUAACGACACUUUAUUGACUUUAUUUGGUCCGAGAAGUAUUUUAGGAAGAUCAAUAGUUAUUUACAAGAAGAAUUUAAGACGAUGGGCUUGCUCAACUAUUGAAAGGGGAUACAGUCCAUCUGAAGCAAGAGAACUUAGGGCUAUUGCAUCAUUCCACAAUCCCAAUGGUUUUGCUUUUGGUUAUAUGAAAAUGAGACAAUUAAUUCACACGGAUGGAAGUGCAAGUGACACCACUAUUGAAGUUAAACUAAGACAUCCUGGCAAAAAUGAUCGAAACGUGACAAGAGAACAUAACUGGGCUAUUUUUGUUAAUCCAGUGGGAGUUGAUGCUACUGUUAAGACUACUGGUACUAGAUGUGUUGCUGGUGGAUAUGUUUGGAACCCAUUUUUUACACAACUAGCCGAUCCCCUAAACGAAGACCUCUACCGUCAAGAGUGUGGACCAGAAAAUCCACUGAGAUGCCACGUGGGAGAUCUUUCGGCUAGGCUCGGAACUAUCGAUAUCGGUCUCAGAAGAAAAGUUUUUACCGAUUCCAAUUUCCCAUUGGAAGGUGAUGUGACUGCUGUCGGGAAAUCUAUAGUAAUAUUAGCUCCCGACAAAAGACCGGAAAGAUUUGCGUGUGCAAAUAUUGAACCGGAUUAUGACAUUAUUAAAUAUGCAAACAUUGAAAAACCUCCCCGAUUCGUUGUUGCACAAUUCAUUGAAGACAUCCGAGAUGUAAUGGGAAUCCCCGAAUGGUUCCUAACAGUUGACAGUAGAAAAACCAGGUCCCUACAUAACGAUGCUUGUAUCCAACUAUUGUUGCACUUUAAGGGUCCGAUAGCUGACAAAUUGGAACAAGAUUUCAACAGGUUACUAUCUAUUGGACGAUUGGAUGCUCCAAGUUUAUUUAUUCCAGGCUUCAUAAAUGAAAAAAGAAAAGUUAAAAUUGCUUAUAGACUUUGUGGAACCAAAGAUCCGAACGAAAAAAGUAAAAAACGAACCAGCCUCUUCUUUAGAUCGCACGCUAACAGGGGAUUUUCGACUGAUACUCAAUUUUUAUUAUUUAUUUCUAUUUUGUUUAUUUGUUUACCAUUUUAAUUUAUAAAAGAAUGUACAUAUAUUCGAUGUAAUAUAUAAUUUUUCAUAAGUUUA